AUGCGGGGUGUGCAGAUCUUUUCGGGUAACUCCCACCCAGCUCUUGCAGAGACCAUUUGCGAGCGAUUGGGUGCCUCGCCUGCUCCAGCCGAUCUGGGUAAAUUUGCCAAUGGCGAGACCAGCGUCAAUAUCGGUGUCUCGGUCCGCAACCAGGAUGUUUACAUUGUGCAAAGUGGCAGCAGCAAGAUCAAUGACAGUGUGAUGGAGUUGCUGAUUAUGAUCUCGGCUUGCAAAGGUGGUUCUGCCAAGUCGAUUACUGCGGUCAUGCCAUAUUUCCCCUACUCGCGUCAAUCCAAGAAGAAAAGUCACCGCGGUGCCAUCACGGCUCGUAUGCUGGCCAAUCUACUUUCGAUCGCCGGCGUGGACCAUGUGAUCACCAUGGACUUGCACGCAUCCCAGAUGCAAGGCUUUUUUGGCAAGCCUGUCGACAACCUCUUCGCUGAGCCGUUCAUUGCCCGCUGGAUUCGGAUGAACGUGUCAGGGUGGAGGGACGCGGUUGUCGUGAGCAAAAAUGCUGGCGGCACCAAGCGAGUCACUUCGCUUGCCGACACGCUGAAAUUGAAUUUUGGUAUUGUCGCCACCGACCGACGCCGCCCCAAGGUUGCCGCCAAUGCGAUGUCAGACAGCAUGGUAUUCUUCGACGCUGUCGAGGACGAGUCACGAGCUCAAAGGGAGCCGCAACCCUUUGAGCUUCGGCUUCAGCGGUCCAAGGCGGCGUCUUCUAUCGCAGAGGAGAAGGAACAAGACGAGUCUCCUGAAGAAUUGUUGCGUCCAGAAACCCCGCCUGCGGCCCGCCGGCCAUCGGAGCUCGAGGUUGAGUAUACUGACGUCCGUGUUCGUGAUGUCGUUACAGGCCGCCUUGUCCAGGGUCACUUGGUUGAUGACGACUACCAUCCGGCAUCGGAUUCUCAAUCCAGUGGAACUACCCCCGGUGCAGGCGCCGAUGCCAGUCCUAGUGGACAGGGAGAGGAUAACGAGAUCGUCUCAGAGACGAUGAUGAAUUCCAUGAUGUCCAGUGUCGCAUCUCUACCUCCCGACCAUGCUCUGGGCGGCUCGUUUGACGCGGGUGAAUCAGACGAUGAGGCCAACGUUGCUGGUCCCGAUCACGAGCGGACCAUUACUUUGGUCGGUGAAGUGCGCAAUCGCCCUGUCUUCCUCGUGGAUGACAUGAUUGACAAGAGUGGAUCAUGGAUUGCCGCCGCAGAAACAGUGGUCAAGCGUGGCGGAGCUGCCAAGGUAUACUGCAUCGCCACCCACGGCUUGUUCAGCGCGGAAUCGCUGGACCAGAUGGAGGCUUGCCCUUGUAUUGACCACAUCGUCGUGACCAAUACUUUCCCGAUCGAGCCGUCGAUGCUCAAGCGAUCAAAGAAGCUGAUUGUCAUUGACAUCUCGACUCUUCUGGCUGAGAGCAUUCGGCGGCAUCAUUACGGUGAAAGGUAG
Penicillium oxalicum is the source of this 1440-nucleotide messenger RNA. Its product is annotated as ribose phosphate diphosphokinase subunit PRS1. Gene Ontology annotation, molecular function: magnesium ion binding; ribose phosphate diphosphokinase activity. The coding region runs from base 1 to 1440 and encodes 479 amino acids. The transcript has 4 exons. Gene Ontology annotation, cellular component: cytoplasm; ribose phosphate diphosphokinase complex. Gene Ontology annotation, biological process: ribonucleoside monophosphate biosynthetic process; purine nucleotide biosynthetic process; 5-phosphoribose 1-diphosphate biosynthetic process. The record is from RefSeq and is a predicted model, not a curated record. Lineage: Eukaryota; Fungi; Ascomycota; Eurotiomycetes; Eurotiales; Aspergillaceae.